AUGGCCAGAAAAUCGAUCCAAGUAUCUCCAUCGCAGCUUGAAAAGUCCAGCCGUGAGACAUCUCCUCAGUCGAAAACAUCCCCAUCCCAACAGCUUAGCCCUACGUCGACAUUCCCAAAGGGAUCAACUAUCAGACCCGUCACGUCCACAUCAUCAAACGAGCCGGUUCGGGAGCCCGAAAAUGUGACAAACAAGGCUGAACAUUCACAAACACCAGCGAUAACUGCCAUUCCACCAUACCCUCCCUCAUCCCAGCAGGCCAAUAAACACGCCCGUGAUCCAUCCAAAUCUUUCUUCUCCAACCUCAAAGCGUCGAAAUCUGCCCAGAAAAUACAUCUUUCAGACGCGUCCAGUGGCCAUUCAGGAGAAGAAAAAUCUUCGAUGAGUCGAGGGAGCUCUAGGGAUAGGGCUGGCCGUGGCACCGCGACGCGAACGUCACCGAAACCCGAUUCACCUAAACAGACUGACAAACCUAACAGUAUGUAUGCACCUGGUUUCACUCACAUUACAACGCUAACCCUGGCCCCUUGCCCCUUGUCGCUAGGCGAUACAAGUGAAGAUCGCCAGUCCCCCCCUCUGCGCUCCGCAAGCUUAAAACCAGCUGAAGACUCCGCCUCGACUUUCAACCCACCAAUACUUCCACCAUCUUCUUCCUCAGCACCACCCGCACCUGCAGCAAUACAUUCCCUCAACCCAAAGAAAAGCAAGCCACGCUUUGGAGGCUUGCUGGCUCGCACACGCUCCAUCCGUGCUGACGACGGUCUACAAAGCCCCCGUUCAGCCGGGCCCAAGAAACGUCCCUCGAAUGGUCUGCUACGCCUUGAAGAGACCAAUACCGAUACCGAUCCUCCACUGAAGACCGCUCCUCUGCAACAAGAGCGGACAUUCAGAGACGUCAUGGGCUCGACUUCUCGCAACCGUUCCGCCGACCGACCAGCAACUCGAGAUGGCAGUAGAACACUCUCUUCCAACCAGAAUAGCGGCAACUCUCAGCGAAUACAAACUACUGCUAAGCGAGAACGCAGCCAUGGGAGCUCAAUGAUGAGUUCAGUGGCAAGCUCGUCACUUUUUAGCAACAUCAAAAACACCUCCAGCGGUGCCGCAGACCGUAUCGGCAAGGCUGGCAAGGGAUUCUUCGGAAAAAUCGCACGGAGUGGUAGCAGCAACGAACGAGAGGUUGUCCAGGAUGACAACUAUGUGUGCUCUGUUAUUAAUCUGCCUCUAGUUGAGCAGACACGGCGAACCAGAAUGGUGAAGAGUUUGAGAAAUUCCAAGGACAAGACAGAAUUUUGGAUGCCUGCUUUACCAUGGAGGUGCAUUGAUUACCUUAAUUUUAAAGGUUGUGAAGAAGAGGGCUUAUAUCGUGUUCCUGGAAGUGGGAAGGAGGUGAAACACUGGCAACGACGGUUUGAUACAGAACUCGACAUCAACCUAUUCGAUGAACCCGAUCUCUACGAUAUCAACACCAUCGGAUCCAUGUUCAAAGCCUGGCUCCGUUGUCUCCCUGAUGAAAUCUUGCCAAAAGCGACUCAGGCGAAAAUUGCUGCUGAGUGCCCUGGUGCCACCACUGCACCACAGCUACUCAAGGAUGAACUUUCCAAGCUUCCUCCAUACAACUACUACCUUCUCUUCACAAUCACAUGCCACCUCAGUCUCCUCCAUUCAUACGUUGACAAAAACAAAAUGGAUUACCGCAACUUGUGCAUCUGUUUCCAGCCUUGUCUGAAAAUAGAUGGGUAUUGCUUCAAUUUUCUUGUCUGUGACUGGAAAAACUGUUGGCAGGGAUGUUGGACAGAGAAGGAACAUCUUGAAAUCGAGGCGGAGCUCGAUAGGCAGGAGAGGGAAAAGCAACAGCAGCAGAAUGGCCAUCCUUCAGAUACUUCUGCUGUAGCACCUUCGAGGACCUCCGGCGCAACGGGUGAAGAGAGAGCCAUCUCGUCGUCGGGUAGCAGUCAGCCACCGCCACAGGUGCAACAAUCGCCCCAACACUCACCUCAGCAGUCACCGCAGCAAUCGCCUCGACAACAAUCGCGUAACUCUGCAGACUGCACGGACGGAGCGCGUGCUAUACCGCCGAGACAGGACUCGACCCGCUCCGUCAGCCCCAAGAAGACCGCUAAAGAAGUGGCCCGACCCAGCAAUCAUUCGCGAUCAACUUCCCAGCUGCCCGAGCUGGGUCCUCCCUUAUCGCCUAUCCGCUUUUCUACGGAACUGACAACCUGA
Messenger RNA from Trichophyton verrucosum HKI 0517, 2223 nucleotides. RefSeq names its product Rho GTPase activator (Bem2), putative. Gene Ontology annotation, cellular component: cytoplasm. The record is from RefSeq and is a predicted model, not a curated record. Bases 1 to 2223 code for a protein of 740 amino acids. NCBI's taxonomy places the organism in Eukaryota, Fungi, Ascomycota, Eurotiomycetes, Onygenales, Arthrodermataceae. The transcript is spliced from 3 exons. Gene Ontology annotation, biological process: regulation of GTPase activity; signal transduction.